Molecule: messenger RNA, 567 nt
Organism: Capsella rubella
Lineage: Eukaryota; Viridiplantae; Streptophyta; Magnoliopsida; Brassicales; Brassicaceae
Product: cytochrome c oxidase copper chaperone 1
Exons: 2
Coding region: 142-369 (75 amino acids)
Cellular component (GO): mitochondrial intermembrane space
Molecular function (GO): copper ion binding; copper chaperone activity
Source: RefSeq, a predicted model, not a curated record
UGGUGGCUCUUUACUUUGAAAUUCGCCUUCGUGUUCAAGCCAGGAGCCAAGUGUUCUUCUUUCCAUUUCAUUACCCUUCGCCGAAAUUUUCACCGGUGCUCUGCUCUUUGAUUCUUCAUCCUCUUUUAAUCCAUUCAAAGGAUGAGUGAUCAACUAGCACAAAACGGCUUGGUUCCUCCCCCACCUGUUCUAGAGUCAAGCAAGGUUGCUGCCUCUGCAGAGACAAAACCAAAGAAGAAGAUAUGCUGUGCUUGCCCUGAUACAAAGAAGCUUAGAGAUGAGUGCAUCGUUGAGUAUGGUGAAUCGGCUUGCACAAAAUGGAUUGAGGCUCAUAAAAUGUGUCUCCGAGCAGAAGGUUUCAACAUCUGAAAACGUUUUUCUUUUGUUUUUCUAAUACAUAGUUUGAUUGAUCAAAAGGAAUGAGCAACAUAGAUUGUUCAUCGUCCCAAAUGGGUUUAGGGUAUAAAACAGGAGGUUAAUUCUCCAUGAGAGAUUAUGUAUGCAUUUCGGAUACAAGUUCCCAUUUUGUUGUGAUUGAAAAUAAAAGUUUAAAGAAACCUUAUUUUA